Pundamilia nyererei is the source of this 413-nucleotide messenger RNA. Its product is annotated as interferon-induced protein 44-like. Gene Ontology annotation, biological process: immune response. The transcript is spliced from 3 exons. Bases 36 to 371 code for a protein of 111 amino acids. The record is from RefSeq and is a predicted model, not a curated record. Lineage: Eukaryota; Metazoa; Chordata; Actinopteri; Cichliformes; Cichlidae.
AGAAGCUGGAUGCUAUCCGCAGAAAGGUCAACUUAAUGGGUAUUCCUCAGCUGGUCCUCCUCACUAAAGUAGAUGAAGCCUGCCCACUGGUGAAAGAGGAUGUGAGAAAUGUUUAUAAGAGUGGCUACAUUAAGGACGUGGUUCAGGAGGUCGGCUCUCGGCUCGGUGUGCCGUUGUCCUGUGUUGUUCCGGUGAAGAACUACAGCGAGGAGUUGGAGUUGGAUAUGAAUUGUGACAUCCUGUUGCUCAGCGCUGUUAUUCAGAUGUUUCGCUUUGUUGAUGAUUACUUUGAUGAGCUCAGUGACCGAAUGAGCAGCAUGCAAACCACAGAGAGGAAUGAAGUCAAGAAGCAGCUGUACCAACCCGAGUAGCUGAUGAAUUAUGCCUGAAAAUGGUUCGUUUACAGCAAAAAA